Spinacia oleracea (spinach) is the source of this 1588-nucleotide messenger RNA. Its product is annotated as protein AGENET DOMAIN (AGD)-CONTAINING P1-like. Lineage: Eukaryota; Viridiplantae; Streptophyta; Magnoliopsida; Caryophyllales; Amaranthaceae. Bases 331 to 996 code for a protein of 221 amino acids. The transcript has 6 exons. The record is from RefSeq and is a predicted model, not a curated record.
UUUCCAAAAAAAUUUCAUUUCCCCUUCUCUCUCCUUCCUCUCCUCUGGUUCAACGUAACUUCAAUUUCCCGUUUUCCUCUCUUCCCCUCUCUGGUUUCUCUCCUUCCCCUCUCUGUUUCAAACUUCCUGCACACACCGCACUGUUGUUCCCCCACCGCCGCAUCACCACAGAUGUUCCCCCACCGCUCACCGCUGUUGUUCCCCCCGCCGCUGGCCGCUGCAUCCCUGCUGUUCCACACCGCCGCGUCGCUCCUCCUUGUAUCUUGUAGGAGGACACCCCGAACAUCAAUCAUUAGCUUUCUUAAAUUUGUUCGAUGAAGUUCAGCGGGAAUGGGAGAUGCACUAAGAAGUUCAGGAGGACAUCCAGUGAUGCCAAGAAACGAAAAGAAGAUAGAUGCAGAAAAGCCACGGCAAGAAACUUUCAGAGAAGGUAUGUUGGUAGAGGUUAAAAGUGAUGAAGAUGGUUACCAUAGAUCCUGGUACGGAGUCACUAUUAUCAGAUUGUUUGGAAUGGAUAAUUUCCUGGUAGAAUAUGACAGUCUGAAAACUAAUGAUGAGAACCAGCCUUUAAGAGAAGAAGUGUCUCCUACUGAUGUUAGAUCUUUGCCUCCUUGUAAUCUGCACCAUGGUCAUUAUAAGCGUCUUGAUGAAGUAGAUGUGUGGUGUGCUGGUGGAUGGUGGAUAGGUGAAAUCUACAAAGUUCUGAACAGAAAGAAGUACAUUGUUCAAUUUGCUUUUACAGAUGAUAAACGAGAAGUUGAUCAUUCGAGUUUGAGAUCUCACCAAGAUUGGAUUCACGGAAAAUGGAUAACCUCCAAGGUAGUGCACAAAGGUGACAUUUCUACGAGCUAUUCACCAGCAGCUUGCUCUAGAAUUCCGGGAUGCCUAGACUGUGCAACACACUGUUCACCAGCAGUUUUUGAUAUGCUCCUCUACGACCAUUUUCGACUUAGGUAUUGGAAAAAUUGUCAAAGAGAAAGUCUGUGUUCAUACUAGCCGUGACAUACGCAACAUUGCAAGCUAGUUGGUUAACAUGUGGAUUGAGGUUUUCCGUAAGGAGAAGACUACUAAUGGUGGCUUGAAGUUAUUGAGAAACAUGAAAAAUUCAGCAUAUACAUGUGCAGCAUUCUGCAGCUGGAAAUAAGGUCAAUCCGAGCUCAAAGAAGCUAGCUGUAAAACAAGUGAAAUUAGAAACUGGGUUUGGCUCAAAAAUAGAUGAUCGAUCAUCAGCAUCACAAGUUUCAAACGGCGGACCAGGUAACAAGUUAGAGGAAGAUGGGAACGUUCUGUUGUCUGAAGAAGAACAAGCUGCUCUUGCAUCUGCAGAUGCUGCUCGUGCUGCUACUCUAGCGGCUGCUGAGGUAUUCAAUAAUCCGAGGGAGCGGCCUUUCACCUUUGAGGAGAUACAUGAAGUUUGAGAAAUGUUGGCAAACGUCAUUAGUAGUGAUUGUCUUUGAUAUUUUCUUGUACUGAAUCUUAAAUUAUGGAUGCUAGUUUUUUUAUAUAAUUGUAAUGUAAACGACUUUUAUAUUUACAAUUAUAUACUAUUUAUUUUAAUUAUCUAUAUAAUUGGAUAGUUUUUAUAUGA